Neoarius graeffei (lesser salmon catfish) is the source of this 4513-nucleotide messenger RNA. RefSeq names its product sema domain, immunoglobulin domain (Ig), short basic domain, secreted, (semaphorin) 3Ab (gene sema3ab). Gene Ontology annotation, molecular function: semaphorin receptor binding; neuropilin binding; chemorepellent activity. NCBI's taxonomy places the organism in Eukaryota, Metazoa, Chordata, Actinopteri, Siluriformes, Ariidae. The coding region runs from base 424 to 2766 and encodes 780 amino acids. Gene Ontology annotation, biological process: semaphorin-plexin signaling pathway; neural crest cell migration; motor neuron axon guidance. The transcript is spliced from 17 exons. The record is from RefSeq and is a predicted model, not a curated record.
CUGUGGACUUGUGCGUGCUAAGCUUUAAAGGGAAGUGUGUGUGUGAGGAAGCUCGUGGAAGUGCAUAGAUCUUCAGUAAGCUUAAGUUCACUUUUGUCUCACUGUGCUUUCAGCUGAGGUGCUACUUUUACACGGAUCAGGACAAAGACAGAGAAAAGAAAACAAGGCAAGGAGACCAAGUAGAUAAACAGCUUAGAAAAGAAAACACAGACACACACUUACACACCUACACUCAAGUGUGUUGAGAACCGGUACCAGUGGUCAGUUUUCUCUUACCUGGGCUUGAUCAAGUCACCAAGAGGGAUGUGAUCAUUGUGCACUUUACACCCUUGACUCUGUACCCAUCCAUACACCUGCUCCAUCCUCAGGUGCUGCUCUGAAGAUCUGGACCUCUGUGAGUAGCCGUGUAACUUUGGGUUCAUCAUGGACUACAUUUGGGGGAUGGCAGUGCUGCUGUUUGGGCUCUGGACGCCGCAGAGAGGAGCCGAUGCUCAGCGUGCCAAAAGCAACUUACCCCGACUCAAACUCUCCUACAAAGAAAUGUUGGAGUCGAACAACUUGUUUACUUUUAAUGGACUGGCCAACAGCUCGGCCUACCACACGUUUUUACUGGAUGAGGAGAAGGGUCGACUCUUUGUCGGCGCGAAAGACCAUCUCCUGUCAUUCAACCUGAUAGACAUCAACAUGGACCAGCAGUUGAUAUCCUGGCCUCCAUCUUUGUCACAUCGGGAUGAGUGCAGGUGGGCUGGAAAAGACGUCCAGAAAGAGUGCUCAAAUUUUAUAAAGCUGUUGCAGCCAUUUAAUCAGACUCACCUGUAUGCAUGUGGAACAGGAGCCUUCCACCCUGCCUGUGCUUAUGUGGAGGUGGGCAAACGGCUAGAGGACAACACCUUCAGACUGGAGUCGUCACACUUUGAGAACGGCCGAGGGAAAAGCCCCUAUGACCCCAAACUCACGACUGCUUCACUACUUAUUGAUGGUGAGCUGUAUUCUGGGACAGCAGCCGACUUCAUGGGGCGAGACUUUGCUGUUUUCCGAACGUUAGGAAAGCAUCAUCCAAUCAGGACGGAGCAGCAUGAUUCCCGGUGGCUCAAUGAACCCAAGUUCGUAGGCGUCCACCUCAUUCCAGAGAGCGAUAACCCUGAAGAUGACAAGAUCUACGUGUUCUUCCGAGAGAACGCCAUUGAGGGAGAACAAACUGGAAAAGCCACACAUGCUAGAAUUGGACAGCUGUGUAAAAAUGACUUUGGAGGUCACAGGAGUUUGGUGAAUAAGUGGACCACGUUCCUGAAAGCUCGGCUCAUUUGUUCGGUCCCUGGCCUUAACGGAAUUGACACACACUUUGAUGAGCUGCAGGACAUCUUUCUGAUGAACUCAAAAGACUCCAAGAAUCCUAUCAUCUAUGCAGUGUUCACAACAUCCAGUAAUAUCUUUAAAGGCUCUGCAGUGUGUAUGUACAGCAUGGCUGAUGUAAGGAGGGUGUUUUUGGGUCCCUAUGCUCACCGAGAUGGACCCAAUUACCAGUGGGUGCCCUUUCUAGGCAGAGUACCCUAUCCACGCCCAGGCACGUGUCCAAGCAAAACCUUUGGAGGGUUUGAGUCCACAAAGGAUCUACCUGAUGAUGUUAUCACUUUUGCCCGAAGUCAUCCAGCUAUGUAUAACCCUGUGCUGCCCCUAAACAACCGCCCAAUUAUUAUUAAAACUGAUGUGGAUUACCAGUUCACACAGAUCGUCGUGGACCGAGUGGAGGCAGAAGACGGACAAUAUGACGUCAUGUUCAUUGGCACAGAUCUUGGCACAGUUCUUAAGGUGGUCUCGAUCCCCAGAGGCACUUGGCAUGACCUUGAGGAAGUUUUACUGGAAGAGAUGACUGUGUUUAGGGAACCAACAGCUAUAACCGCUAUGGAGCUGUCCACCAAACAGCAACAGCUCUAUCUAGGCUCGAACAUUGGCGUUUCCCAGAUGCCUCUGCACCGCUGUGACAUUUAUGGCAAGGCCUGCGCUGAAUGCUGUCUAGCGCGAGACCCCUACUGUGCGUGGGAUGGCUCGCAGUGUUCCCGAUACUUUCCCACUCCUAAGAGGAGGACCAGGCGCCAGGACAUCAGGAACGGAGACCCUCUUACUCAGUGCUCGGACCUGCAGCACAACGAUGAGGAGAAUGAUGAGAGCACCAUGCUGGAUAAGACAGUGUAUGGGGUGGAGAACAGCAGCUCCUUCCUGGAGUGCAACCCUAAAUCUCAGCGUGCUCUCAUCUACUGGCAGUUCCAGAGACAUGGGGACGACCGCAAACAAGAGAUAAAGUUCGACGAGCGAGUGAUGGGAACAGAACAGGGUCUACUGAUCCGAAGUCUGCUUCCAAAGGACUCGGGUGUGUAUUACUGCCACGCAGUGGAACAUGGUUUCAUCCAGACACUCCUGCGCCUGACGCUUCACAUCAUCCCCACUAAUCACCUGGACGACCUCAUACAACGGCCACCCUCAGACACCAGCCACUCCUCACAUACCAAACUAUGGUACCAGGACUUCCUGUCUCUGAUCGACCCGCCCGGCCCCAACAGUGUGGAUCAGCUAUGUGAGCAAGUGUGGAAGAAAGAGAGGAAGCAGCGGAGGCAAAAAGGCCAUCACCUACACGCCGGCCAAUCGCAAACUGCCCAGCUUCUUCACACGAGCCAGUCCAACUCCAAUAAAUGGAAGCUCGUGAAGGACAGUAAGAAAGGGCGCAAUCGUAGGACCCACGAGAUACCACGGGCACCUCGCAGUGUGUGACCCCAUGUCCGCAUAACUGCAAACACACACACACACAAAUGUCAUAAAGAGAAAUGACUCUGACCAUUCCACUGACUGUGACUGUGAGAGGCACACACAGGAAAUGUGAAUAGAAUAUUCCACCCAUCCUGCACACAGAGUGCAUGUUGGAGGCAAAACACACUCACACUCAGAGCUGUUGAUUCAGACUCAAAAAUCCCGGAGUCUCCAGUGGAAAAAUUUACUCAUACCCAGAAUGGAUAAUAACACGCAGCGACAAUAUUCUGUAAAUAUCACACAGAAUGAAAUGAACUUCUACGAGACGUACUUCUGUCUGUCAGAAUAAAGGCGUAGCUGAAGGCCACUGAUUCAACUUGUGUGCAUAUAUACUGCAUAAACCCCUUAAAUGUGUAUCUGCAGAACAAAACUGAGUCAAACUCUUUCCCAGUGAAGAUCCAGCGUGUCUCAGUGCCCGCUUUUUCCAACCCACUAUUUUCCUUCUCCUUAUUUUUAACUGCUCCAAAAGCAUUUGGCCACGACACUAAUACACAGUGUGUGUUCCCUUUCCUCAAUAAGCUUUCCGACAUAAAUACUGUACAUCCUUCAGCUAUUUUGUAGAGUAAUAUUUAAUUUUGUACUUUGUCAGAAUUAUAUAUAUGAGAAUAUUACAUAAUAUAGAGUUAUUUUAUUAAUGCUGUCUCUUCAUGUCCUCUCACUUGACCCGCUGUUUUCUGAACUACUAAACAUUUGUACUCUAGUUUUCUUUAUCAGAGCUGCUUUUUGAUUUCCAAUAUACCCUUAUUAUAGAAAUCUGAUAUAAAACCCGACAGAAAGUGACAUCAAAUAAUACUGUUUAUACCAUGGCACUCUUGAAUGCUUGAAACCAACUGGUUUCAAGGUGCUGAUUCAUUUUUGAUAGCAGCAGCAAGCAGGUUUAUAUUAAUGCACUCAUUCGAAGACAUUUAACAGUUAUUCCAUGAAAUCAAAUGAGCUGAUAAGCCAUGUACGACGAGAUUGAAUGAAAUAACUGUUUUAUUAUAUCCACAUUCACUGGAUUUUGAGAAAUGUCCAUCCAUCCAUUAUCUGUAGCCGCUUAUCCUGUACAGGGUCGUGGGCAAGCUGGAUCCUAUCCCAGCUGAUUACGGGCGAAAGGCGGGGUACACCCUGGACAAGUCGCCAGAUCAUCGCAAGGCUGACACAUAGAGACAAACAACCAUUCACACUCACAUUCACACCUACGGUCAAUUUGGAGCCACCAAUUAACCUAACUUGCAUGUCUUUGGACUGUGGGGGAAACCGGAGCACCCGGAGGAAACCCACGCGGACACGGGGAGAACAUAGAACACAGAACGGCCCCUGUCAGCCACUGGGCUUGAACCCAGAACCUUCUUGCUGUGAGGCGACAGUGCUAACCACUACACCACCGUGCCGCCCCAUUUUGGGAAACAGAGCAUUUUUAUUUUUUGCAAAUUCGAUAAAUAAAACUUUAUACAAAACAUCCGACAAAAUAAUUUCCGCUUAGAAUGUAAACAAACCAGUGAAAUGACAGGAGCAAUUUGUGAAAAAUGCGGUAAUAAUAAGUCUGGAAAGAAAAAAAAAAACAUUCUUACCAUCAAAUACUUUUAUCCCAUAUUUUGUUGCUUUUUUGUGUGUUUUUCGGGGUUUUCUUCUACCUCUUCUUCUUCAGGUUUUUUUUAGGGUUGGCAAGCCAACUUAAAAGGUGCAUUACUGCCACCGACUGCGCUGGAGUGUGGAACAGGAAAUAUUG